AUGAAUGUUCCGUUAGCCGGUGGUGAAAUGGGUAUUCUACCUAUACACAUUGCCUGCGCUUUUGGUCGUUUCAAAUGCUUACAAUUGUUGUUAUCAACUGGGCGAAAUUGUCCCGUUGAUGAAGUGAUCGAUAGAGUUUUCGAUAGAAAUGUUCAUUCUAUGGCAAAUGAAGAUUGCUGUGGAUUAUUUUCGUGUCGAAUGACAGAUGGAUCACCAGCUUUAUACAAAUAUUAUUAUUGUAUUGAUCAACUGGACUGUCAUCAUAUGACUGCUUUCCUGUUGGGCGUUAUCCAUGGACAAGUGAAUGCUGUACAUGAAUUGUUAACAUUGAAAAUGAAAGCUAUGCGAAUAACAAGUCAAAGUCAAACAGAGCCUAUUCAACGUAUGCAACAAGAGACGAGUAGUCCACCUACUUAUAAUGAUAAGUCAGAUAAAUCUAAUCAACAAUCUUCAUCUGAUCCUGAUGAUUGUUCGAGCGUCAUCUAUUCUGAUGUUUGUCCGAUUGAUGCUCAUCGGAAGAUAUCCGCUUGUUGGUAUUUCAAAUCUCCAUCUGUCGGGAAUGACACUGAUAAUAAUAAUAAUAAUGGUAAUAAUAAUGAUCGUAAGAGUAGUAGUUCUGCAUCAGAUGGCUACAAUCGACCUAUGAUUAUUCUGAAUCCACGAUGUCAUCAAAGUCUGGAAGGAGGAUAUGCUGUUUGUGGAUAUUUUAAUGCUUUACAACUUUCUGUAAUGACUGGAAACUAUAAAUUGGUGUCACUUUUAGUAAAUUAUCUUAAACAAGAAUUGAAUUCAUCCUGUAGUUCAUGUAUCCAUGGUCAUUGUUAUACUCAAGAGGAGAAUACAUCGAAAAUUCCAUCUUCAUCAUCAUCAUCAUCAUCACCAUCUUCGAUUUCUACAUCUCCAGGGAUUCAUCUUUCUCAAAGCUAUACGAUUGAUUCUAAAACUUCAUCACUACAAUCGUUUAUGACAACACCACUUGGUUUAGCAUGUUGUUUAUACGAAGCUGAUGAGGCUAGUGCCCUCCUGAUCGCAUCGAUUCUAUUGAACGCCGGUGCUGUCGACAUCAACAAUCAAUUAUUAAUAUAUUCAAUCAAUAAAUCCUAUCACAAAUUCACUGGCCUACUGUUAAGCCAUCAAACAUUAAGCUUGAAUAAAUUGAAUGAGAAUCCUAAAAUACUACUUUGCAAAAUAUCCAGUUGCAGGUCAGUUGAAGCAAAUACUGAUUCAAAGUAUGCCUGUGCUGAUGUAGCCGUUACUGGACGCCUGAAUCUUGCCAGUCGACCAUUUCAUCCUUCAAUUAUUCCAAAUUGCUUUUGGUAUUUCAAUCCAGUAAUACCGUUAUGGUUUAAAGUCAUUGAGAAUGUAUCGAAAUUGUUCUUCAGUGGCGAAACUCUGACGUCGUCAUCUUCUGUUAUUUCAGAAGACAAUAACACCACUCUUGAUGCGCUGUAUCAGAGUAUCAACCAGCAGCUUGUUGUGUCAUUGCCUUCGCCAUCAUUUACCAGGAAGUAUUUAGAUAAUGUCGCCUGUCAAAUAAUUACACGUAUCAAUCUAUCGAAUUGUGGUUUACAAACACUUCCAUGGUGUUUAUUUUGUUGUCUUAAAAAUUUAAAGGAAUUAGAUUUAAGUAAGAAUUGUAUCAAAAAGUUACCGAAACGACUGCCCAGUGUUCCGGCUUCAUAUCGUCAAUGUCUAUGGCAACCAUGUUGUUGGACGUACAGCCUUACUUACUUGGACCUAUCAGAGAAUCAUCUUCAGUACCUUCCCACCUGGUUAUUUAUCAAUAAAACUGAAUCUACCAACACGCUGACAUCAUCCUCCAAUGAAGAGAAGUUGUUGAAUGGGAACGGGAACUCUAGGAGAGGCAGAGAAGGAGGAGAUAUUCAGUCGAUAUGCCCAAAUUCAAAUAAUAACUGUAUUCCACGAAUUCGUCAUCGAUGCUAUUCUGAGAAUGAUGCUGACUCUGCGAAUAGUUUCAGUAUACGUUAUAAAAUUAUGUCGCAUGAUUCAUUUGCACCAAAUCUAUUAUAUCUGUUGCUUUCAAGAAAUGAACUUCAAAAAAUACCCUGUGCAGUAUGGUCUAAUAGCGUGAUAGAAUUUCUUGAUUUAAGUUGGAAUAAAAUAGGCUACCUGCCUAUGCCAUUUAUGCUGAAGGCGCAAUUUGAACAGUCUAGACAACUGUAUAGAGAAUCAUUGAAUAUGAAGUUACACCACUCUAACAAUGUUGGGAAUAAGUCAUCUAAACAUUCAGCAAAGAAUAUUGAUUGGCCAUUAGGUGUGGAUUGUUCACAAAGAGUUUAUAUCCCAGCUAAUCAGAUUUUAACCUCUGUAACGAAUCUUCCUCGUUCAUCGCGAAAUGAUCUAAUAGACAAAAGAUGUGACAAGAAAAUGAAUGACUUCACAGUACAAUGUGGUGAACAGCAAGCUAGUAGUCGUCUUACUCACCUAUGGUUACAUCAUAACUGUUUAAAAACCCUCCGUCUUAUUAUUCCACCGAAUUCUUCAAGUCAUACUGCCAAUGUCAAGCAACACAUUCAUUCAACACGUUCACAUUCGGCAAAGUCAUUGUCUCUUGCUCAAAUCUGUCCAAAUCUUGUCUAUCUAGAUGUCAGUUAUAAUCUUAUACAACGACUAUCAGAUUUAUUUCUAUGUCCAAAGAGUUUAAUACAUAUCGACUUGAGUUAUAAUCGUAUGAGAACAAAUAAGGCGAAUAUCCGUUAUAGCAGUAACAACAACGGCAACAAUAAUGAAAACUCGAAUAGUAAUCAUGCUACUAAUGAUUCGUCUUCAUUGUCAUCUUCAAAUCAUUCGCGAAAUCUGAUAUCAUCGUCAGCUAACGCAUCAUCUCGUGAGAAAAUUUCAUACAGUUUCUUCUCCCGUUUAUUGUAUAGUUUGAGCUGUGAGAAAUCAACUACACCGUAUCAAUUCCCUAAAUUGGAACAUCUCAAUCUAAGAGGCAAUCGAUUUCGCGAAUUCUCCUGUGUUAAUUCGCCUAUUAUUACCCCUAAGGAAUCAAAGGUGUUCAAUAAUCAAAAUGUUAGUGUACGUUCUGAGUCUUCUUCAGAAGGAGUAGUAUCAUCGUCAAAAUUUAUGCCUAUAUCUUCUGAUCAUGAAAAGUACACACUUUUUCCAAAAUUAAAAUCAUUAGAUUUAAGUGAAAAUGCUAAUUUACAAACGGUUCAUUCCGAACUAGUUCGCUUAAUUAAUUUACAAUACCUUUCAUUGGAUAAAUGUAUCAACUUGAAUGAGAUUCCAGGGGAUUUAUACCGUCUAUCGAAUUUGCAUACUCUUCUGUUAAACAAAACACCAUUUCAAGAAUAUUUUGUAUCAGUAACAAAUAAGAAAAUAUCCAAUCGUCUAAACAAUAAUAAUAGUAACGAUUGUGAUGGUAAUGAUUUGGGCAGUGUUCACAAGAAAACGCAUACACGUCAUAUUGUAUCAUAUUUAAAAUCAAUAACUGAUCAACCUAGUCCAUUUACCCGAUUCCGUUUGAUGGUUGUCGGUCCAACAGGUGUAGGUAAAACUACUUUAAUUCAUCUGUUGAAAUCAUGUGAAGAAUGUGAAUCACCGUUAACGACGAAGACUACUACUUCCAAGGAACAAGCGAAUUCGGAUCAUCAAGCAACAUCAUCGCCAUCAGCUUCGCCAUCCUCGUAUGCACAAUCUGAUCAUAAACUGAAUGAUACGUUGGCUUUCGUCCAGGUUACACAACUUUCCUUACAUCGACCUUGUAAAUCUGCUGAGCCGAUUAAUACUAAUACCUCAAAUGAAUUUGAUCAACCAGUUAGUAGAAAUGCUUCCCCUUGUGAUACUGUAUCAUUCGACGUUUGGAAUGUACGAGGGGCAAGUCGAGAAGUCGUGGAUAAAAUUUACAACUGUAAAAUGCAUCACUCUGAAAUGUCAAAUAUCAACAAGAAAGUCACUCUCCAUUCGCAUAUUGAUCCAGUAUCUUCUUCUGAUUCGAUGAAUUAUCCUUCUGAGAUAUUGAUCAAUACAGUUAUGGGUGUGCACUGUGAACUCACUGUAUAUUUAGUACUUUGGUGUAUAUCGGAUGGUGUGUUAGGAUUGAAUAGAAUCACUCCUUGGUUAAUGAAGAUUCAGGCAGUUAACCCGAACAGUCCAAUCAUUCUUAUUGGUACAUAUACUGAUUCAGAUACCUCUUCGACAAUUGAAAAGGAAAUAAAUUCAUCUCAAAGAACACGUCAAAGUAUAAAUGCUACUUCUAAUACUACUCCCAAAAAUAUAAGUAGUAAUAGUAACAACAAAAAAAUGUCAAACACUUCAAAUUAUGACCUACAAUCAGUACUAAUGGAAUCACUUGUUCGAAAUCGAUUUUUUACAAAUCCUGAUUUACCCGCCUAUGGUUUAGCAAAUCUGCACAGUUGUGUAUUUUUAAAUCUAAGCGCGAUAAAACAUAAACAAAUAACAAUGAGUAAUAAUAAUAAUAAUAGUGAUAAGGAUUAUGAAUUAUCAAGGCAGCAAAUUUAUGAACUGGGCACACUAAUUCAUAAAGCUGCGUGUGCCUUAAGUGUUUCAAAUCGUAGAAUUGGUACUCUUUUACCAAGUGUUUCAUUGAAUUCAACUUCAUGUCUGUCAUCAUUCGUACAGCUUCCGAUUCCUAAACUAUAUCAUGAUGCACUGAGUAUAACAGAAGAGUUGACCAAUGAAAUGUUUUCUGCCCAAAUGCUUCCAGUUAUGGAAGUGAAUGAAUUUUUAUCUCUUUUAAAUCGACGUCUAUUUGACUAUUAUUCAUCUUCUCAACCUUUACGAAUAUGUAUGACAUUGUCAGACUUGGAUAUUGGCGGCGGCGGCAGCAGCAACAGCAACAGCGGUGGUGGUAGCAGAAGUGGAUUACCGUCUGAUGUACACGAACAAUCAUCACUUUAUCUUACUACAAACACUUAUGGAUUUUAUACUUAUACUGAAAUGAAGAGUAUUUUAUUAUUUCUAAGUUAUACUGGAGCUGUUUUACACUUUGAUCGUUACCACCAAGAUCACCAUCAUUGCCAGCACCACCAUGGUGGAUCAUCCAGACGUAUUGUAUUCCUAUCACCAAUUUGGUUAAUCAAUAUUUUGCUAAAGCUAAUCACCUAUCUUCAUAAGGAAUAUUUAUAUGAUAAAUUUAAUCAAUAUCCAGCUAGAGAGGAUAUACUAUCCCCUUUGAAUGAUUGUUGUCAGUCAGUGAAAUCGGCACCAGAUAUUCUUAGUUUACUUCAACAUCGUCAGCCCUGUUGUGAUGGUCAACCUGUUAUGGAAUCAUCUUAUCUAUUACAAUUGAUAAAAUGUCUACUCAAAACUGAUAACAAUGACGAUAAUAAAUGCGAAAAGAACGACGAUUAUGAUCACGGUGACACCAGCAAUGAUGUUGAUCGUCAGAUCAUUAGCAGAAGAAAUAUCCAACUGGAAAGUAUUUGUAUUGAAUUACUUCAACAAAUGGAAUUAAUUAUACCUAUUUAUGUUGGUGAUAUGAAUAUUAGUCGUAACGGCAAUAAUCAUAAUAAUAAUAAUAAUAAUAAUAAUAAUAAUAAUAAUCGACAAUAUUUAAUACCAUCCUUAUUGGCUACACGUUGUUUUCAAUCAUGUCGACCACAUUCGUAUUUACAACCAGCAGUCAUUAGAUAUAAGCAAAUUCAUGUACGUUCACAAUCGGUUAGUUUUCCAGCUAACAUACGAUCGGAUGUAUAUCAACAGUAUAAAUCCAAAUUAGUGAACAAGAAUGACUAUAAAGACUUGAGUAAUGCAGAAGGUCAUAUAUGUAGUACUGAACAAAUCGACUGUAAAUCAUCACGACAACAGGUUAUUUGGUCAGUUCAAACGUCAGCUAGUAAAGAAAUUGUACGUUUGUAUUGUGUCACGUAUAUACCAAUGGGAUUUUGGAUACAGUUGAAUACACGAUUGUUGAAUGAUACAAGUUUACAUGAAAUUUGUGGACGUAUUUAUAAUUUAUCAAAAUUACCGCCUCAAUUGCUUGAGCAGUUACUGAGCAACAAAAACCCCAUGCAUUGUAACCAUCAUUCUAACCAUCCUGUUCAUGGGAAUGCUUUUUGUUACUGUUGUGAUAAUGACAAUGACAAUGGAGGAAGCGUUGUUGGUACUCACAGAUCAUCUUCACAGGCAGCAUAUGCCAAUUUUAUGAAACCUGAAUGGACUGUAUGGAAACGUGGUAUGCGAUUGUCGUUUGGUCAUGGACGUAUUGGUUUAGCACGUUUACAACAAUUGACACGAACAAACUGUGCAUUGUUAAGAAAUCAUUCACUUGAUAAAUCAAACAGUCGUAUGUCAAAUAAUUCCCCAGUAUCCAGUUCACUAUCUUGUUCAACCUCUUUAUGUGAUAAAAAUGAUUUAUCUUCUAUGCUACAAUACUAUCAACAAAAUCUACUUGAAGAAGAAUGGGAUGAACCAUGUGCAAUUGAAGGUGAAGAAGUGUUGACAAGAAAUAGAAAAUUUUAUGAUAAUAAUAAAAAUGAUAAUAAUAAUAAUUGUUAUUUGAAGGAGAACUCUUCAACGCUGUCUACUGCAUCAAACGCCUAUGGUGUUUAUCGUAGUGGGGUUGUUGAGACAAUACAACACUCCUAUGAGGGACGUUAUUUACGUCUUAUGCAUUGGACGGUAGAAGAAGAGGAAGAGGUGCCGACGAUCACGGAGGGAACAGUGCCAACAAAAUCAUCACCCAUAACAUCUUCACCAGCAUCAUUGAAAGCUAUGGCAGCAGCUAGAUUCCCAUUUUAUAAUUCAUCUACAGUUAAAACAGUAUCAGAUUUCGCGUUGAGAAAUAAUGGUCAUUUGGUUGAUGAAGAACACGAUGCAUUUCAAACUUCAUGUCUUAUAGAAAUCUAUUUACCAAAUUAUAAUAUUUAUUGGAAGCAUCAACCAAUGAAAAAUAAAUCUUCAUCAGCUGAUAAUGACAAUCAUGAUGGUGAUGAUGAUGAUGAUGCUGAUGGCGAGGAGGAGGACGAUGAUGGCGGUGAUCCCAAUCAAACAGAAUAUCAAUCAAGAUUUAAGGGUCACAAAAGUCGUCAUAUUGUUGAACAGUGCUUAACUGCUGAUAAACGUUCGAUAGCUGAACUGUUGACAAAACUAGUGAAUCACAUGGAUACUUUAUUAGAAGAUUGGUAUCCAGAUCUUGGUUCAAGAUUGAAUCAGUCGAAUGAAGGUGUUUAUCUCGUGGAACGUAUUAUACCAUGUGUUGCUUGUCUUGCUGCUUCGAAACCUACUCAUCAAACGAAUAAUAAUAUGCGGUCGAGUAAUCCAGAUCAAAUUGACUCUGCCUCUUCUAUGAAUAAUCCACAAGGCAGAUAUAGAUCUAAUGAAAUAAAGGAUAAAUAUAUCAGCAGGAAGAAACACCGACCUCAUCCUAUUCAUUUAUCAGCAUUUGAUAGAAAACUUUCAGCAUCACUUCAAUUUAUCAGCCAUAAACAACAGCAUUCAGUAGUAGAUCGUCCAAAUAGUGCGGUAUCCACUAGGGUAUCGGCUAAUCCAGUGUCUAUUGCCUAUCAUUUGGCUAAAAUGCAUAUCGGUGAGAGCGUCAAUGGCAGUAAUCAGCAUACCAACUCUACUGCUAGUGCUAGUGCUAUUACUUCCGCGAAGAAUUCUGUUCAUCGUAAUACUCCAAGCAGUUCCAAAUUGCCUUGGCUUUUUAGACGGAGUCAUCAUGCGAAAAGAUCUCAUUCUGCGGAUCUAUUACAAAAUACUGAACAAAAUAAUCAAAUCAAUUCAGCGGCAAUGUCAACGACAACUGGGAUUCCUGUUUAUGGUAUAACUGUUAAUGAAUAUAUUCAUUGGUAUAUAAUGCAAAGUCCAGGAAAGCGAAUUCAACACGACGAAUUAUACUGUCCUAUACAUUCAUCAGUAGCAUUAUGGGCUCCUGAUUUAAGAUUGGAAGAUAUUCAUUCAAGUAUGCUGAUUUCUCCUGAUCGUAUUCAAUUGUUGAAAUUUCUUGGACGUGGAGCUUUUGGUUCUGUAUUUACUGGUUGUUUGACAAAGAAGACAAGUAAUAUUCCCUCUGGUGAUACCCAGUAUUUUGUGCAUAAACAAAACAUGCAACAACAGCAGCAACGACUGUUCAGUGAUACUGAAUCAUCAGCUACAGAAAAUGAAGACGUUGACGAUGAUAACCAAAUUGGUAAUAAUGAUCAUAGGCAUAAAUUAGCUGUGAAAAUCUGUUCACCAGUUCAUCCAAAUUUAGAUAAUCCAACACACUGUCCUACAAACAAUGAUGAUAUUAUCGCAAAGUCGUAUCAACACUCUUCCAGUUCAAAUCUUCGUGAUGCAUAUGCUUUAUAUCGUCAAGAGCAUCGUAGAUGGUUACAUCAUCCAAUUGAAGCAGCAUUAACUGCUUAUCAGGAAAUUCGAUCUGAAUUAAAUAUCCUUUUACCAAUCACACGGAAUUGUUUCAAUUGUUUAUAUCGAAUGAAAUUCAAUAGGUCUAAGUCGAUAUCUCCACAUCAUAACUCGCAUAGUAUGAGCAAAUUAUUCAUUUGGGGUGGUGGCGGUGGUGCUGUUGCUCUACAAGAAAGGCGAUUGAUGCAUGGUUGUUUUAGUAAAUGUUUACAGAAAAAUGAAUCAUUAUAUACCUAUACUACUAAUAACGAAAAUAGUAGUAUCGUCAAUUGUAAUGAUGACAAACAUCAUUCUACUAAUAAUAGAUUUAUUGCCAAUAUUCAUUUAUCUCAACAAAAUACAAAUUUACUUAUUUGCUGUGGAAUUGUUUACCCUAAUCCAAUUGGAUUUUUAAUGCCAUUAGCUCCAUUGGGUAAUCUUUCAGAAUACUUCACGACAUUAUUAGCGUCAUCGGGUAAAGAGGUGGUUGAGACUUCUUCUUCAUCUUCUUCAGGGUCGUUGAAUGAGGUAUUUCUCAGUCAUCCGCUGCAUCCGCUAACAAUGAUGUUUAUAAUCAAUCAGUUAGCUAAAGCACUUGCUCAUCUGCAUUCUUUAUGCAUUAUUCAUCGUGAUGUGAAAUCCGAAAAUGUACUGAUUUGGUUAAUGCCAGCGACAAUGACGGUGUCAUCACCAUCGUCAACGACAUCACCUCUAGCAAAUGACUCCAAUAAUCCAUCAAAUGUACAUAUUGUACUAACAGAUUUUGGUGCAAGUCGAUUUAUGAGUUCACCGAAGAAUGCUGGUGGUUGUAGAGGAUAUGUUGGUACAACUGGUUAUAUGGCACCAGAAAUUUUAGAGUAUUUAGGUGAGCAAACAUAUACUGCAAAGGUAGAUAUUUAUGCUCUGGGAAUUUUAAUCUGUGAAAUGAUUCAAUUAGAACAACCGUAUAAAAAGUCAUCCUCUAUGUUGUAUCGGCUGACUCAAGAAGUCAUAUCAGGUGUACGCCCUGAAAUCCCAUUACAUUUCAUUAAACGUUGUCCAUCUGCCCUGAUCGAUUUAAUGACAUACUGUUGGGCAUCUGAUCCAUAUAGACGACCAACAGCUGAACAAAUUGUCCAAUUAACUAAUCCAUGGUGGUUAUCUUCAGAUAGAACAAUUUUAUCAAUGAUGAGUAAUGAUAAUGAUAACAAGAAGAAGAAAUUCGACAUUGAUCGUGUUUCCCCUGUGAAGAAAUCUAUGAAUGAACAAAAAUUUCGUUGUAACACUCCUCCCGGUUUGACCUUCACAUCAAAUACUGAAUUGAAUAGUUUCAGUUAUAUUCAAUCGGUGAAUUGUAUUGAUGCAUUAGAUGUUGUAACUUGUGCUUUGAUUGAUGAAUACUAUAACCUUUGGCUUGGCGGUUAUUCAAAAUCACCACUGUCAUCAUCAUCAUCAUUUAGCGGCGGUUAUGAUGCUACCCAAUCUAUUCAUCAACUUGGCUUACUGUUCAUCAUAUCUCUGGCUUCAGAUGAUACCACCGCUUCAUUGUCAUCAUCAUCAUCAUGCUGCCUUUUAUCCUCUUGGCCAACAGUUUCUGUAAUAAAACAAUAUUUUCAAGGCUUUAUCAAAUAUGAAACAAUUAGUAAGGUGAUCGAUUGGCCAAUUCAUUUAUGCGCAUUGAACAAUAAUAAUAAUAGAGAUGGUCAUUUGAUGUCUUCCAAUGAAGAUAUUGGUCAUCCAGACAGAGUGACAAUGUUUGUGGCGUGUUUAACGUAUUUCGGUGAAUUGAAAAUUUAUCAACCAAAGUACAAAACUAUGGAAUGCAUAUGUUUAUUAAAAAUACAAUUAUCAGAAGAAUUUACAAAGCCCGACAUACCUAUGUCAAUCAAUAAAGAGUCUGGAAGUCAUUUCCAAAGUGUUAACUGCCUGCUUGCCUAUCUGACAAGUGAUUUUCAUCCGCUUCACUUCACUUAUCAUCGUCAUCUCUCGUCAUUAUCAUCAGCAUCAUCAACUUCGUCGACGCCGCUACCAACGGUAUCUUCCAUUGGUUGUAUUCGUUUUAUCCUGUGUUUAUCAGUCCCGAAAAUUUUUAUAAUCAGCGUCAAUAUUUUAUAUCCUCCUCCUUUAGUAUUGAAAUGUAUGAAUACAGUUUUUAUUGAUGUGGAUCAACCUGUUUAUACCGGUGUUAUUCUUCCAGAAAUUUGUGGUUAUGAUGUAUGGUUUAGUCAAAAUGGUGGCAAGCUAGUGCGUUAUACAUGGGACAAUGCUCUACAUGAGACUGGCUAUUCCCCCUGCUCGUCCUCUCUUCACCCCAAUCGAGUUGUCUCAAAUAUUGUUCCUCGUGUGACUCAUUUUCUACUUGAGAACUCGUUGGCAGUUGUUGUUGUUAGCAACAAAAAUCGUUUAGCUCAAGACAACCGAAGACAGAAUAAUGAAGAGGAAGGCGUUUAUGUUUGGACAUAUUUAAGACCAGACAGCAGAUUAGACUGUUGGUCAGCUGCUACACAGAAUCUACUCAAAAGUAUCAAUUUAGCUGGUUACAUAAACCAACCUGGUACACAGGAGGUGUCAAUGUCAGAAUUGUUUGGUUCAGUUCGUGCAAUGGAAUGGCUUAAUUCUCCAACAAAUAUUCUACUGAUCACAACCAAUGGCUACUUAUUGCAUAUCAAUGUAACACAUAUCAAUACUGUCAAUAAUAAUAAUAAUAAUAAUAAGUCAUCGUUAGCUGUGGCUGGUGACACUGAGAAUAGUUCAUCAAGUCAUGCAAAUCAUCCACCCUCACCAUCACCAAAGUCAUCGUCAUUAACGUCAUCGUCAACACUCUUCGAUAUUCAUUCACUACACUAUCAUGGAUUAAUGUCAGAUAAUGAUUUUGUUUUAAUUGCUCCAUUGACCUUGAAAUCACAAGAGCGGUUAAAUCAAACAAUGACAGAAGCGGGAAAAUCAUCAUCUAUGCCUUAUAUGCCAAAGCGUUUAUUAACUAUAGCCAAAGGUUAUUUAAAUCCCUUAUCGUCUUCUGUUGUGUCGUCGACUUCUUUCAAUGUUAAAAAUACUAAUCAUACAGGUAACAAACACACUGAUGAUAAGUUUAUAAGUAGUCAGACAGAGAAGACAAUAGAGAGUUUAAAUCAAGAAAAGUAUUAUUUAGUCAAAUUAUUCAAUGAUAAAUUUUUAUUCUCAUAA
Messenger RNA from Trichobilharzia regenti, 11481 nucleotides. Lineage: Eukaryota; Metazoa; Platyhelminthes; Trematoda; Strigeidida; Schistosomatidae. The record is from the annotation of a GenBank genome assembly.